AUGAAUCGAGCACUGACAUGUCUACGCUGUCGGGGUCUCAAGCUACAAACGCGAGCCGUCUCUGCGCGCACAUUUGCAGACAACAAGCGGCCGCCUAUAGCGCCAAAGCCCAUCAUCGACAUCAAGCACAUUCGUCAAAACCCAGAGCUAUAUGAGCUCACAUGCCUGGAGCGAAACUACAGAAAUCAAGCAACAUACCCCGCCAGGAUCCUGGAGCUGCAUUCCGAAUGGCAGGUCUUGCAACGACAGGGGCGCGCACUCCGCGAGAGGUCAAAUUUGCUGCGGAAAUUCCUCGCGAAUCCGGCCACGAGCAGCGGGGAUGAUGAUGUCGAGGAUAUUCGGGAGAUGGGCAGGGAGCAAGUGCAGGACGAGGCGAGGAAGCUGAAGGGUGAACUGGCCGUCAUCGAGAAGGGCGAGGCUGAGGCCGUUGCCGAGAUGGAAGCGCUCGCGUUGGAGAUUCCGAAUCUAACGAGCCCCGACACUCCUCGCGGAGACGAGGCUGUUCUUCUAAGCUACGUCAACGACCCGCCGACGGCUUUUGACAACUCGCCCGAGAACAAAGUCUGGCGGUCGCACGUGCAUGUCGGCUCGGAGCUGGGACUGUUCGACUUCUCAGGCGCGGCCACAGCUUCCGGCUGGGGAUGGUAUUACCUCGUCGGCGAGGCCGCUCAACUCGAGCAAGCCCUCGUGCAGUAUGCGCUCGCCGUCGCCACCAAGUACGGCUGGACUCAGGUUUCGCCGCCGACAAUGGUAUACAGCCACAUCGGAGCGGCGUGUGGUUUCCAGCCACGCGACCAGCACGGCGAGCAGCAGGUCUACGCCAUUGCGCAAUCCAAGGCCGAUGCGGACCGCGGCGUGCCCGAAAUGUGCCUCGCGGGAACAUCUGAAAUCUCCCUCGCCGGGAUGAAGGCCAACACCACCUUGGACCCGGAGGACCUGCCCAUGAAGCGCGUCGCCGUGUCUCGGUGCUACCGCGCCGAAGCAGGCGCGCGUGGCGCCGACACCAAGGGCCUCUACCGCGUGCACGAAUUCACCAAGGUGGAAAUGUUUGCGUGGACGAGCCCCGGCGAGGACGAGGCGCAGGACGUGUUCGAGGAGAUGCUCGACAUCCAGACGGAGAUUCUGCAGUCACUGGGGCUCUACUGCCGCGUCUUGUCCAUGCCGACUGCAGACCUGGGUGCCUCGGCCACGCGCAAAGUAGACAUGGAGGCCUGGUUCCCCAGCAGACAGUCCAUCAACAGCGGCUGGGGCGAGCUGACGUCGGCCAGCACGUGUACGGACUACCAGACGAGGCGGCUGGCGACGCGCACGCGGGUCGACGGCAAGAUCAGCUUCCCGUGGACGUGCAACGGGACGGCGCUGGCGGUGCCGCGUGUCAUGGCGGCGCUGUUGGAGAACGGCUGGGACGAGGAGACGGGCACCGUGACCAUCCCCGAGGUCCUGCGGCCGUGGAUGGAUGGGCUGGAGCGCAUGGGGAGGGUGGGCAAGAGGAGGAAUGCGCAGGAAGUGACGUUUAAGCAGAAGGACGGGCACGUCGAGGAGGCGUAG
Metarhizium brunneum ARSEF 3297 is the source of this 1548-nucleotide messenger RNA. It is a transcript of the gene dia4, whose product is annotated as Serine--tRNA ligase. Gene Ontology annotation, biological process: mitochondrial seryl-tRNA aminoacylation. Gene Ontology annotation, cellular component: mitochondrion. The record is from RefSeq and is a predicted model, not a curated record. NCBI's taxonomy places the organism in Eukaryota, Fungi, Ascomycota, Sordariomycetes, Hypocreales, Clavicipitaceae. Gene Ontology annotation, molecular function: serine-tRNA ligase activity; tRNA binding; ATP binding.